AUGGGGCUCCAGGCUGGGACACCCUGUCUCCACCAGGACCUUGUCCUCCUGCCCACCGUGGUGGCAAUGCUUCUCCUCUGUGCCAGCGCUGGCCCAGCCGUGCCCACUGCCAGCCCCCGGAGUGCCUCAGGGUUCCCCCCGGACUGCAGCCACCUCCGCAAGAACAGCCCCAGCGGCGUGUACGUCAUCCAGCCGGCCCGGUCCCCCCCGCGCGUGGUCUGGUGCGACAUGGACACCGAGGGCAGGGGCUGGACGGUGGUCCAGAGGAACUCGCAUGACACCGAGCUCACGUGGAAGCAGUCCUGGACCACCUACAAGUAUGGCUUCGGGAAUGUGCACAGCGAUUACUGGCUGGGCACCGAGUACCUGCACCUGCUGACACAGCAGGGCACCUACAAGGUGCGCUUCGUGGUGCGGGACAAGGCCAACGUCACCCACUACGCCGAGUACGACAUCUUCAGGGUGGAGAGUGAGGCCAGCGGCUACCCGCUGAGGCUGGGCCGGCAUUCUGGUGAUGGGGAUGACUACCUGACCCUCUACCACCCCAAGAAGGGGGGCAUUCACGACAACAUGAAGUUCAGCACAGUCGACAAGGACCAGGACCAGUACAGCGGGAACUGCGCCAAGAGCUACGGGGGAUGGUGGUACAACAGGUGCCAGAACGUCCUGCUCAAUGCCAAAAACUACAUUGUCUGGCCAGGAUUCUGUGAUAAUGGUGACUGCGCAUCCUCCCUCAUCCUGGUCAAACCCACAGAUGUGUGUUGA
Molecule: messenger RNA, 765 nt
Organism: Vidua chalybeata
Lineage: Eukaryota; Metazoa; Chordata; Aves; Passeriformes; Viduidae
Product: fibrinogen-like protein 1-like protein
Exons: 3
Coding region: 1-765 (254 amino acids)
Source: RefSeq, a predicted model, not a curated record